CAGCAAACUCACACUCAUCACACAUUCUCCUCAUUGUGCUGGACGCGGUGGCCGCUCAGGUUUUUACAGGCGACAGGGUGGUGUUUCCUCCCAGCGAGAGAACUCAGAGGAGACCGUGACAACGAAGCAGAUCCAGAGCAGCAGACCUCUACUUCAUUACUCCUGCACUCUCACUUAAGUUCGGCUGAUUAAAACAAUAAAUAAAUCUCUUAGGCAGAACCAAGUGUGGACGAACCGGCACGACAACAGAAGAAAACAAGUGUGAAACCCAAAUGGCAACUGCCGCGUCACUACUGAGAAACGAUGAGAGUAAAGAGCUGAGGAUUGUUCUGCUGGGAGGAAGAUGGGGUGGGAAGAGUUCAGCAGGAAACACCAUCCUGGGAGAAGAGAGGUUCGAAUCCGGAAGACAAAGAACAGCAAAGAGCGACAACCGGCAUGCAACAGUGGCUGGCAGGAAGCUGAUCCUGGUUGAUACGCCCGGGUGGAAAGGUCAUUUAUCUCUCAGGGAAACCACAGAGGCGGACAGACGAGAGAUCAAGCGAAGUGUGUGCGAGUGCCCUCCCGGACCCCACGUCUUCCUCCUGGUCGUUCCCGUGGAUUCAGCCUUCACCGAGGAACACAGGAGAUCGCUGGUGGACCACCUGACGCUCCUGGGCGACAAAGUCUGGAGAUACUCUAUGGUGCUGUUCACCUGCGGUGACUGGCUGAGAGAAAAAAGCAUCGAGGAGCACAUAGAGACAGAAGGAGAUGCUCUGCAAUGGCUGACGGAUAAAUGCAGAAAUAGAUUCCAUAUUCUCAACAACAAGAACAGGGAAGAUCCCACUCAGGUCUCACAGCUGCUGGACAAGAUUGAGGAGAUGGUGGCAGAAAACAAUGGCGGCCAUUUUGAAGUUGAUGAAAGCACUCGUCAGAUGAUGCUGACGAAGAAGACGGAGGUGGAAGCAAAGGCAACGGAAAGGAAGAUGCAGACAGACAAACGCAGAGAGGAGCUGAGUAGACUCCUCCAGGGGGCAAAGCAGCCCACAGAACUCAGGGUGGUUCUGCUGGGGAGCAGAAACGCUGGAAAGAGCGCGACGGGGAACACAAUCCUGGGCAGCGAGGAGUUUGACAUUAAGAAAGGGACCUCGAAGACUGUGGUGAAACGCGCUAGUGUGGAAGGGACACCCAUAACCAUAGUCGACACUCCCGGCUGGUGGCAAGGUUUCUCUGUCCGCGACACUACCAAGCAGGGGAAACAGGAACUGACACGCAGUGCGUCUCUGUGUCCGCCGGGACCCCAUGUCUUCCUGCUGGUCAUCGACACGGAUGUGGCCUUCACCGAGAGGCAAAGAGAAGCUGUGGAGGAACACCUUCAGCUCAUCAGUGGGCGUGUCUGGAACCGCACCAUGAUUUUAUUCUCCAGAGCUGAUUGGCUCGGAGCCAAGUCCAUCGAGCAGCACAUAGAGGAGGAAGGGAAGGCUCUUCAGUGGCUGGUGGAGAAGUGUGGGAACUGGUACCACGCCCUCGACAACAAGAACAAGGACAACAAGGCUCAGGUGGCAGAGCUGCUGCAGAAGAUGAAGGAGAUGGUGGCGGGAAAUGGCGGGAGCUUCCAUGAGGUGGAUGGGAGAGCCCUGCAGUCCAUCGAGGAGGACAGGAAGGCCGUGGAGGAGAGAGCCAAGUGGAGGAUGACAAAAGCCAAGGAACAGAGGAAGAGAUUCCAAGGGACAAACAUCCAUCUUCCUGAGAUGAAGGUGGUCCUGAUGGGGCAGAAAUCAUCGGGGAAGAACGCGGUGGGUACCACCAUCCUGGACCGGAAUGCGUUCCCCAGCUGCGAAACCGCGUGUUGUGAGAUAGAAGAGGGCGUGGUUUUUGGGAGACGGCUCACAGUUGUGAACACCCCAGGCUGGUGGGAUAAUCUGGCAAGGUGCACCUUGGAGCGGGACAAAGAAAUCAUGAGGGGACUGUCUCUGUGCCUCCCAGGACCCCAUGCUGUCCUCCUGGUCAUCCCUGUAGACAUGGCCUACACAGAGAGACACAGGAGGGCACUGCAGGACCACCUGUGCUGUCUCGGUGAGGACGUCUGGAGACACACCAUCGUGCUGUUCACCUUCGGGGACAGACUGGGAGAGACGAGCGUGGAGCAGCACAUAGAGAGGGAGGGCUGGCCCCUCCAGUGGGUGGUGGAGAAAUGCGGGAACAGGUACCAGCUCUUCAACAACAAGAACAGGGGCGAUGGCGCUCAGGUGGCAGAGCUGCUGGAGAAGAUGGAGGAGAUGGUGGCGGGAAAUGAUGGGGAGCAGUUCUCUCCUGACAUGAGUCAGGUCUACCGCGAGGUGGAGAACAUGCUAAAGAGGAAGGUGGCUGAGGAAAUGAAAGUUGCUAGUGAGAAUGAAGGAGGAAAAGACUGA
Messenger RNA from Anguilla rostrata (American eel), 2390 nucleotides. Its product is annotated as GTPase IMAP family member 8-like. The coding region runs from base 273 to 2390 and encodes 705 amino acids. Lineage: Eukaryota; Metazoa; Chordata; Actinopteri; Anguilliformes; Anguillidae. The record is from RefSeq and is a predicted model, not a curated record. Gene Ontology annotation, molecular function: GTP binding. The transcript is spliced from 4 exons.